Messenger RNA from Dipodomys ordii (Ord's kangaroo rat), 332 nucleotides. RefSeq names its product T-cell acute lymphocytic leukemia 2 (gene Tal2). Gene Ontology annotation, molecular function: protein dimerization activity; DNA-binding transcription factor activity, RNA polymerase II-specific; RNA polymerase II cis-regulatory region sequence-specific DNA binding. NCBI's taxonomy places the organism in Eukaryota, Metazoa, Chordata, Mammalia, Rodentia, Heteromyidae. The record is from RefSeq and is a predicted model, not a curated record. The transcript has a single exon. The coding region runs from base 3 to 329 and encodes 108 amino acids. Gene Ontology annotation, biological process: regulation of transcription by RNA polymerase II.
ACAUGACCAGGAAGAUCUUCACAAAUACCAGGGAGCGGUGGAGACAGCAGAAUGUGAACAGCGCCUUUGCCAAGCUAAGGAAGCUCAUCCCCACUCAUCCUCCAGACAAAAAACUGAGCAAAAACGAAACCCUUCGCCUAGCCAUGAGGUAUAUCAACUUCUUGGUCAAGGUGUUAGGGGAGCAAAGCCUCCAGCAAACAACAAUGGCUGAGCAGGAGGAUAUCCUGGGGAUCUUCCCCCAGGCUCCCCACCUGUCAGGCCUGGAGGACAGGACCCUACUCGAUGGCUACCGUGUUUCUUCACCUGGCCCAAGUCACUAUGUUCCGUAGUGU